Messenger RNA from Glycine soja, 1234 nucleotides. RefSeq names its product fasciclin-like arabinogalactan protein 7. NCBI's taxonomy places the organism in Eukaryota, Viridiplantae, Streptophyta, Magnoliopsida, Fabales, Fabaceae. Bases 215 to 985 code for a protein of 256 amino acids. The transcript is spliced from 2 exons. The record is from RefSeq and is a predicted model, not a curated record.
UAAAGUAUAUUAUGUCUUCACCCUCUAGUUAGAAGCAUCUCUUUGCUGUAAUACCCUUCCAGCUGGUAUACGUACCCUCCAUUCUAUCUUUAUAUACCCUCCUUCCAUUCUCCUUCCUCGUCCUUCACAUUCUCCUCUCUGAAUUCCUCUUAUUCAGGAAUUUGGAGAGACUGUUGAUAUAGAAAGGUAGGAUAAACCAGUGGCCAAGGAAUAUAUGGCGUUUUCUAUGGUUUUCAUUGUUAGCAACAUUAUGCUGCUUUUCAGUUCAGCAUUUGCCAAAACUGCUAGUCCUCCCUCUCUGAGCCCAACUCCAGCACCAGCCCCGGCACCCGACUACGUGAACCUCACCGAGUUGCUCAGUGUUGCUGGUCCAUUUCACACCUUCCUUGGAUACCUUGAGUCCACCAAAGUGAUUGACACUUUCCAAAACCAAGCCAACAACACUGAAGAAGGAAUUACCAUCUUUGUUCCUAAGGACAGUGCCUUCAAUGCUGUAAAGAAAACUGUCCUAUCCAACCUCACCUCUGACCAGCUAAAGCAAGUGAUCCUCUUCCAUGCCUUGCCACAUUUCUAUUCUCUUGCUGAGUUCACAAGCCUUAGCCAAACCAGCUCUACUCCCACAUUUGCCGGAGGGGAUUACACUUUGAAUUUCACUGAUGAUUCUGGGACAGUGCACAUUAGUUCAGGAUGGUCUAAGACCAAGGUGAGCAGUGCUGUUCAUGCCACAGAUCCUGUUGCAAUAUAUCAAGUUGACAAGGUGCUACUCCCUGAGGCCAUUCUUGGCACUAAUAUACCUCCUGCACCUGCUCCUGCACCAACUCCUGAUAUUGCCCCUGCUGCUGAUUCUCCAACUGAACACAGUGCAGAUAGCAAAGCAUCAUCUCCAUCAUCUACUCAUGAUGACUCCUCUUCUCACAAGUUCAUCAGCUAUGGAAUCUGGGCCAACCUUGUCUUGGCAACUUUUGGUGUGCUGGUGCUCUUCUGAUGGCACUCUUCCUAUUGAAUAUUUAAUUUAGAUUAUAUUUAUGUAUCUACAUUUGGUGCCACUUGCUUUGAUUUGAAUCCAUUUUUUUGAACAUAAGUGUUAUUCAAUAUAUGUAUGAAUGUGAUUUCUUCUAUUAUACUAUUUUUUUGUUAAAUCUCGUAGCAUGUGGAUGUCAUGUGAUGUGGUUGCCAUGUUAUUAUGACUGUAUCUACCUUUUUUGAGAGUUUAAUGCCAUCACUUAAAGUUAAA